Messenger RNA from Photinus pyralis (common eastern firefly), 1333 nucleotides. RefSeq names its product melanization protease 1-like. Gene Ontology annotation, biological process: proteolysis. The coding region runs from base 300 to 1244 and encodes 314 amino acids. NCBI's taxonomy places the organism in Eukaryota, Metazoa, Arthropoda, Insecta, Coleoptera, Lampyridae. Gene Ontology annotation, molecular function: serine-type endopeptidase activity. The record is from RefSeq and is a predicted model, not a curated record. The transcript is spliced from 7 exons.
AUUGGUUCCAUUACCAAUUACCAUUCUUACGUAAAAUAAACACACAUGUGAAAAGAUAAGCAAUUAUCUUCACACGUACGCGUUCAACCUAUAUACGAUAUUGUUUUAUUUAGAAAAACGUUAAAUGGGUAAUAAACGAUCACCAAACAUAACAAUACUUCCAUGCUUGUGUAAGAUGGGAUUAGUUAUGUGUCAAUGCCUAAUGCUUGAAAUCAGAAUAUCAUGACUGGCACUUUGUAGUUUUUAAUAAAUGGGCAAAUUGCGCUAGAGGAAAAUUCAAUAAUUUGUUUGUGUAAUACAUGCAACAUACCAUGCACGCUAAGUACGUAAUUUUAGUCAUCACUUUCAAAAUUUUGAUUCCGGCGUCGAUGCAAUGUCAUCUGAACAGGGAAACAGUAUCAACUAAACACUGCAUACCUGGGCGUCGAUUUUACGCCCGACUUGAUCAUUUGCUAGCAUUAAGCGAAUUAUUUUCAAAACAGUCUUUUAGCCAAGCUUAUGCAUUUCCAUGGAUAGUGCAAAUUACUGCUGCGUACAUGGGGGCUUCCACUUUAUGUACAGGGACACUUAUCAACGACCGAUACGUAAUAACAUCCAAAAAAUGCUGCAAACCGCCUUUACGACCGGAACACCUUACAAUAGCUUUAGGUUAUACAGAAUAUGAAUCAAACGUAAUAAAGGUAUCACCUUGCUAUAUACGUUCUCCUGUCACGAACAUAAUUUUGCAUCCAGAUUAUGACAGUAGCAAUGUAACCCAAGAGAAUGACAUCGCACUACUCAAAAUAGAACCAGUGAUUUAUACUAAAACAAUUUAUCCAAUAAAAUUACCAGACGUUACCGAUAAGUACAAGCCAUUGUCAAAAUAUGCUAUGGAAAUGGUUGGUUACGUGAGGAAGAACGCUACGCCAAACAAAAGUUUUACUACAAUAACUUUAAAGCCAUCUAGAAGCAAUAAAUGCAUCAGCGAUGUCCAUAAUAAGAAUGCGACUUCAAACAUCAUAUGUGCGGAUAUAACAGAGGCAUCUUUCAUGACAUCAUGUUCAAUCACAUCUGGAAUGCCAAUACUGAUUGAAAAACCAAUAGCUGCUUUGAAUCUCAGUGUUUUGGCAGGUGUUCUUUCGAGUCCUGUGGAAGUUACUAAUCAGUGUCGACUACAUGGACGUGAAGUGAUAGCUGUUAAAAUUGUAGAGAAACUGUCGUGGAUAUUGGAGAACACAAGAGAUGCAAACUAUUGCAAAGGAUAGGGUGUUUGUAUAUGAUUAAUUAGCAGAGCUUAUAGAUUAUACGUAGCUAAAUGCAGAUUGACUAUAAAUAAUAAAUAGAUUAUGAUUUA